This is a messenger RNA of Diospyros lotus (date-plum), 1221 nucleotides long. RefSeq names its product protein TIFY 10A-like. The record is from RefSeq and is a predicted model, not a curated record. NCBI's taxonomy places the organism in Eukaryota, Viridiplantae, Streptophyta, Magnoliopsida, Ericales, Ebenaceae. Gene Ontology annotation, cellular component: nucleus. The transcript has 5 exons. Gene Ontology annotation, biological process: regulation of defense response; response to wounding; regulation of jasmonic acid mediated signaling pathway. The coding region runs from base 283 to 1035 and encodes 250 amino acids.
GAAGAUAAUCAGUGCAGCAGUGGGAGGAAGGAAGGUGCGAAGAACAUGCUCUGAAAGGCCCAUAUAUUCCUCGUGCCUUUUAAUACACAGCACAGCCCAAGUACAAAACACAAAGAGAGAUAAGGCCCUCUUGAGUCGUCUCGUGAAAUUUCAACUUCGUUCAUGAUUUGAUCUCAUCUCACCUGACAGAAAGGUCACAACAACAGCAAAUCACCAAGAAAGAAAGUACGGGUGUACAGGACCAACGGAAAAUCCUGUCUUCGCCGACCGUCGCCAGAAAACAUGCUCACUUCGUUGGACCACCCGGCGAGAGCCCCGGAGAAGUCGCUGCGAUUCUCGCAGACUUGUAGCCUCCUCAGCCAGUACUUGAAGGAGAACGGCUCCUUGGGCGAUCUCAGUUUAGGCAUCCCCGGAGCAUUCCGCCAAACAGCGACAACCCCUCCUACGAUGAAUUUGUUCCCCGUGGCUAAGCAAACGGUUGAAGUUCCCGGUGCUGCGGCCCCCAAUGAGGCAACUAUGGAUUUAUUUCCCCAGCAUUCUGGCUUCAUUCCCAGGAAAAGACUCCCCAAGAAAGUUGAUUCCGUUUCCAGUGUAAACAAAAGUAGUAAGUCGGAGCCAGAAACUGCCCAAAUGACCAUAUUCUAUGCCGGGCAAGUGGUUGUGAUAGACGAUUUACCAGCGGAUAAAGCCAAGGAAGUUGUGCUCUUAGCUAGGAGAGCAAGCUCUCAUAAUCUGGGCGCCUUGGCAUCGACAUCGGUUCAAAAGCCCAUUGAAACUAGCUCGAAUGUCGUGGCUAAUCUUGGCGCCGACAUCAACCAAGAUCACGGCCAAGGCACUCCGCAGUCCAUUGCUACAGAUUUGCCAAUUGCAAGGAAAGCCUCACUCACCCGUUUCUUGGAGAAGAGAAAAGAUAGGAUCACGUCAAGGGCACCAUACCAGACAAGCAAGGCAUCUUCUCCUCCCAAGCCGGCUGAAAGCAAGUGGUGGCUCGGACUGGCAGCUCAGUCUCCGGAGCAACUGGAGCGCACAUUGUAGUCAAUUUAUUUUCAUUAUCAGUUAUCAGUAAUGCUACCAUGUUCAAGUUUAACGUUGUUUUUUGGGCUGCUUGGGCUUCACAUCUAACUGCUGCUGGACUUAGUAUUAGUUACUCUGAUAUAAAUCAAUUACAGAACAUCCAUUUGUUAUAAUAUUCAGUUGUGAAUUCAAUUUUCAAAUUUCCUA